UGGGUUGAUUUAUAAAUUACUCGUUUACAGACAUUUUGACGACUAUAUAUGUAAAACAUUUCGACGACUUUAUAUCAUAAGCAAACAGCCCCAUAGGAAAACCUAAAAUAAUCACAUACAAAAGCUAACAAGAUCCUAGAGAUGUACAGGGUUGCUAGAGCUUCACAGUACCUAGCGAUCACCGGUGCUGGUAUCGAAGACAUCAAGCUCUCCAAGAAAUCGUGGGUGUUUCCAUGGCAAUCUUGCACCGUCUUCGACGUUUCUCCGGUCAACUACACUUUCAAAGUCCAGGCCAUGAGCGCCGAGAAGCUCCCUUUCGUUCUCCCCGCCGUCUUCACCAUCGGACCUCGCGUGGACGACCCUGAAGCGCUCAUUCUGUACGCUAGGCUUAUUUCGCCUCACGCCAAUGGAUCCAACCACGUCCAUGAGCUUGUUGAAGGUGUUAUCGAAGGAGAGACUCGUGUCCUCUCUGCUUCCAUGACCAUGGAACAAAUCUUCAAAGGGACAAAGGAUUUUAAGAAGGAGGUGUUUGAUAAGGUUCAACUAGAACUAGACCAGUUCGGUCUCAUAAUCUACAAUGCUAACGUGAAGCAGCUCGUUGACGUACCUGGACAUGAGUACUUCUCUUACUUGGGUCAGAAGACUCAAAUGGAAGCAGCGAAUCAAGCGAGGAUCGAUGUUUCCGAAGCCAAGAUGAAAGGAGAGAUCGGUGCAAAAGAACGUAACGGGCUUACUAUUCAAAACGCAGCUAAAAUCGAUGCGGAGUCCAAGAUCAUAAUGAUGCAGAGGCAAGGAGAAGGGACAAAGGAAGAGAUAAAAGUGAAGACUGAGAUUAAAGUGUUUGAGAAUCAGAAGGAGGCUGAUGUUGCUAAAGCCAAUGCUGAGCUUGCUAUGAAGAAAGCUGCUUGGACUAAGGAUGCUCAGGUUGCUGAGGUUGAAGCAACUAAAGCAGUGGCUUUGAGAGAAGCUGAGCUUCAGACUAAGGUUGAGAAAAUGAAUGCGUUGACUAGGACUGAGAAGCUCAAGGCUGAGUUCCUUAGCAAAGCCAGUGUUGAGUAUGAAACAAAGGUUCAAGAAGCAAACUGGGAACUAUACAACAAGCAGAAGCAAGCAGAGGCAGUUCUGUACGAGAAGCAAAAGGAAGCCGAGGCACAGAGAGCUGCAGCAGACGCAGCAUUCUACACAAAGCAGAAAGAAGCAGAGGGACUUGUUGCUUUAGCAAGUGCUCAGGGGACUUAUCUCAGGACCCUCCUAGACGCUCUUCACAAUGACUAUUCUGCACUUAGAGACUUCUUGAUGAUUAAUAAUGGCUCUUAUUUGGAGAUAGCUAAGAUUAACGCCAUUGCGGUUAAAGACUUGAACCCCAAGAUUAGCGUUUGGAACCAUGGUGGAGAACAGGGGAUUGGUGGUAGUGGUGGUGGGAGUGCUAUGAAGGAUAUAGCUGGACUCUACAAGAUGUUGCCUCCGGUUCUUGAUACGGUUUAUGAGCAGACUGGGAUGCAACCACCUGCUUGGAUCGGUACUCUACGUGGUGCAGAGUCUUAAGUAAGAAAUGUCGCCUCAACACUUCUGAGUUUUGAGGUUUGGAUAAUGGCAUGGUGUGGUCGUUACUUGUGGUUGAAGAUACAAAACUUGCCAUUUGUCAAGACAUUGGAAGUGUGUUUUUUCAGUUAUUUUCAUACUAUAUGUUAAAAAAAAGAGAGUUAAAUAACAAAAAUAAGAGGUAAAAACUAUCUUUGAUAUGUAAAAUGAAGUAGUGGAAAUCACUUUUACAGUAAAAAAAGAACUACAAACACAAAUGCAUGCUUUAGUCUCAAGACUCCAAUGCCUGAAAAUGAUCACCAAAAUACAUUUUGGGCUUACUUUAGUUUAAUUUAUUGCUCAUCGUCCGUCUAUUGUAGUCUGUGUCACUUCAUUUGUCGAGAACGCAUACUGAGACAUUAACCGCUGGUCGUUGUUC
Molecule: messenger RNA, 1960 nt
Organism: Raphanus sativus (radish)
Lineage: Eukaryota; Viridiplantae; Streptophyta; Magnoliopsida; Brassicales; Brassicaceae
Product: flotillin-like protein 1
Exons: 2
Coding region: 142-1545 (467 amino acids)
Biological process (GO): protein localization to plasma membrane
Cellular component (GO): plasma membrane raft; plasma membrane
Source: RefSeq, a predicted model, not a curated record